Molecule: messenger RNA, 3926 nt
Organism: Vigna radiata var. radiata (mung bean)
Lineage: Eukaryota; Viridiplantae; Streptophyta; Magnoliopsida; Fabales; Fabaceae
Product: protein CROWDED NUCLEI 3
Exons: 8
Coding region: 157-3696 (1179 amino acids)
Biological process (GO): nucleus organization
Cellular component (GO): nucleus
Source: RefSeq, a predicted model, not a curated record
UCCACAUCUGGUUUAAACCCUUUUCAAUUUCUAAAAUUUCUUACUUCCUCAACCAAACACGAUCUCUCCUUCUUUUUUUUCCGGUGAAACUCUCACCGUCGUGUCAUUUUCCUCGACCGCACUCCAUCCGUUCCUGCCAUUUUCGGCUACGGUGCAAUGUUCACUCCCCAGAAAAAGGUGUGGCCGAAUGUCACUGGGUCUUUCACGCUGCACCGAGGCGGUGUUGCGAUGGGUUCCGCCUCUGCAAAGGAAAAGGCAGUCGCCGACGGUCCGCCGCCGCCGCCUUUGGGGUCUCUGACCGAAACCACCGUAGCGGUGGGAUUCGACACGGGUAACGCAGAGGACUGGAGGCGGUUCACGGAGUUAGGGUUGUUGGAUGAAAGUGUGAUGCAGAGGAAGGACCAUGAAGCACUCCUGGAGAAGGUCUCCAGGCUCGAAAGAGAGCUUUUUGACUACCAGUACAACAUGGGCCUGCUAUUGAUGGAGAAGAAAGAAUGGAAUUCAAAGUUUGACCAGCUGAGACAAGAACUGGCUGAAACUGAGGAGAUUCUAAAACGAGAACAGUCAGCACAUUUAUUUGCCUUGUUUGAAGUUGAGAAGCGGGAGGAGAAUUUGAGGAAAGCAUUGAGCACAGAGAGGCAAUGUGGGGCUGAUCUUGAGAGAGCUCUGCGUGCAAUGCAAGAAGAGCAUGCCCAAGUCAAGUCUAACUCCCAUACAAAGCUAGCUGAAGCUAGUGCGUUGGUUGAUGGAAUUGAAGAAAAGUCUUCAGUGGUUGACAAGAAACUGCUUGAUGCAGAGGCUAAGCUGGCUGAGGUGAACAGAAAAAAUGCAGAGCUGGAUAUGAAAUUGCAAGAGGUCGAGGCUCGUGAAAGUUUGCUUCUAAAGGAGCGUUUGUCUUUAGCUACUGAUCGAGAAUCAUUUGAUGCAACAUUCUAUAAAGAAAGGGAAGAUUUAAAGGAGUGGGAAAGGAAGCUACAGCAAAGAGAAAAUAUGCUAUCCAGUGGUUGGCAAAAUAUCAGUGAGAAAGAAAAGAAGAUAGUUGAAACCGAGAAGAACCUUAAACAGAAAGAAAGAGACCUGGAAGUGUUGGAGAAAAAGGUUAAUUCAUCUAGUUCUUUAUUGAAGGAAAAGGAAGCUGAGAUUAUUAGAAGAAUAGCCAAUAUAAACGUGGAAGAGAAGAAAGUGGAUUCUUUGAAGAGCACGCUGGAGAUGAAAGAGAAAGAAUUGUUUGCAUUGGAAUCAAAACUUAAUUCUAGAGAAAGAGAGGGGAUCCAGAAGGUCCUUGGUGAACAAAAGGCUACACUGGAUUUGCAGUUGCAGCAGGUUGAUUUUGAAAUGGAACACAAGCGGAAAUCCCUUCUUGAGGAGUUUAGCAGCAAGGAGGAAGCCUUGGAGCAGAGGGAGGCUGAAGUCAACCAUAGGGGAAAAAAGGUUGAAAAAGAAGAGCAAGCCUUGAGUAAGAAGGCUGAGAGAAUAAAAGAACAAAGUAAGGAGAUUGAAGCAAAAUUGAAAUCUUUAAAGGAGAAAGAAAAGACUCUGAAAAUCAAGGAGAAAGAGUUGGAGAAGGAAAACCAACAAUUGGUUGCUGAUCGGGAGACCCUGGAGAAUUUAAAUGCUGAACUUCAGAGGAUAAAAGCUGAGAUUUCUCUGCAGGAGCUGCAAAUACAACAAGAGACUGAGAAUUUGAAGCUUGCUGAGGAUGAUAGGUUAGAGAAUUCUCGAUUGCGAUUGGAAUUGAAACAGGAGAUAGAGCAUACCAGAUUGCAGAAGGACUCUCUUGUGAAGGAAGCUGAAAACUUAAGGGAGGAGAGAGAGAGGUUUGAGAAAGAGUGGGAAGUACUAGAUGAAAAGAGAGAAGAAAUUACUAGGAAGCAGCAUGAUAUUGAUGUGGAGAAAGAAAGUUUAAGAAAAUUUCAGCACAGUGAAGAAGAAAGAUUGAAAAGCGAGAAACAAAGUAUGCAAGAACAAAGAAAGAAGGAGCUGGAGAAGCUUGAAUUGGAGAAGGAAUCAUUUAGAGAUUCAAUGAAUCAAGAGAAACACCUGUUGUCUGAAAAGGUGAAAAAUGAACAGGCUAAAAUGCUUCAAGAUUUUGAAUCAAAGAUGAGGAAUCUUGAGAAUGAAAUCCAGAAAAGACAGGAAGAAAUGGAGGAAGAUUUGCAGGAAAGAGAGAGAAAUUUUCAGGAGAAAAUGCAAAGAGAACUUGACAAUAUUAACAUAUUGAAGAAUCUUUCUGAGAGAGAAUGGGAAGAAGCAAAGGCUGAGGGGAUUAGAUUAGAAAAUGAAAGGAAGGAACUUGAAUUGAACAAGCAGCAAUUUCAGUCAGGCCAACUUGAGAUGCGUGAAGAUUCUGAAAUGCUUAUGAAUCUCAGUCAGAAAGUUAAGAAAGAACGUCAACGGCUUGUGGCUGAAAGAAAAAAUUUUCUUGAACUUGUUGAGAAUUUGAAGAAUUGCAAGGUCUGUGGUGAAUUUGUUGGGAACUUUGUUUUAUCUGAUACUAAACUAUCUGACUUGAAGGAAAGUGUGGCCAUUCCUUUGCCUAUUUCCCCUGUUCUGAAUUAUAAGUCUCCUGACUCCCAGGACAUUGUAGCUACAUCUGACAUUGACAAUUCUGGAUCUGUAAGACCUGUGUCUUGGUUCCACAAAUGCACAUCCAAGUUUUUCAAACUGUCCCCAACUAAAAGAGCUGAAGCUAUUAGUGCUUCAGACAUGGCUGGGACAUCACCCUCAGAUGUGAAUGAUGGUGUAGACAAAGCAGAUGAGCCUGCAUCUCUUCCUAAUAUAGAAGGAGCUAGAGUUAGUCUUGAUGAACGUCAACCAGCAGUUGGGAUGGCAUAUCACUCUCUAGAUACACCACACCUCCAAUCUGAUAACAUUGAUAAAGAGGUUGGGGAUGAACACUCCCUAUCCAUAGGUGAGCACAGCAGGGUUGAUAGUGUGGUUGAUGGAGAUCGAGAUGAUUCUCAACAGUCUGUUCCAAAGCUUCACAGGGCCAGACCUGGGAGGAAAAGCAAAUCUGGAAUUGCUAGAACACGCUCAGUGAAGGCUGUUGUUGAAGAGGCCAGAGAGUUUCUAGCCAAAGAAAACAGUCCAGAAGACUCCAGUCGCAUUGAGAAAGCCAACACUGGAAGGAAGCGUCAACGGGCACAAACUUCUAGAGUUACAGAAAGUGAACAGACUGCUGGUGAUAGUGAAGGGCAAUCAGAGAGUAUUACAGCUGGUGGACGCAGGAAGAAGAGGCAAACAGUUGCUCCGCCAGCUCAUGUUACUGGGGAGAAACGAUACAAUCUUAGGCAGCACAAGACUGCGGGCAAAGGUUCAUCAAAACAGGCCUUACGAAAUGCAACAAGAAGUGUGGGGAAAGAGGCUGUGGUGGAGGGGCAGAUGAGACCCGAAGUUGUUGAAACCUCAUUAGCAGCUGAUGACAAUGUACAAGUACAAGACAAAAGCAUGGUGCAGGUCACAACAACAAAAACUGUGGAGGUCUCAGAUGAAAGAGUUGUUAGGUUUGAAGUACCAAGAGAUAUUGUUGAUGACAAUGGUGCUGCAGAGGAAAAUGGUACAUCAGAAUAUCGAGACGAAGAUGGAAGCACAAUCCAUGAUGUUGAAAAUGAUGAUGAUGAUUACGAAGAUGAGGAUGAGGAACAUCUGGGUGAGGUGUCCACCGUAAAGAAGAUCUUCAGAUUUUUUACAACGUGAUAUAUUUUAUUUAUAUCACAUUAGAUAUACAAAUGUUAUGAUUCCUUAUUUAGGAGAUUAGGCAUGUAAUAUUAGAUUGGAGUAUCAUCCAUGUUUGUUUGGCAGCGGAGAAGCAUUGUUCUGCUGCCUGUGUUCUCAAUAACUGUUUUCUUGCAAAAAUGGAUUUUGCUGCUAAGGAAGUCAAUGCUUUCCAGAAAUUAACUAAAUGGGUAAUCCAUUUUUACUGUCUA